Molecule: messenger RNA, 834 nt
Organism: Wickerhamiella sorbophila
Lineage: Eukaryota; Fungi; Ascomycota; Dipodascomycetes; Dipodascales; Trichomonascaceae
Exons: 1
Coding region: 1-834 (277 amino acids)
Source: RefSeq, a predicted model, not a curated record
AUGACAGAUACCCCGGGAGACCAAACAGAGUUUGAGGUCGAGGACAUUGCCGUGCCUGCCCUGCGACAGGUUACUUUAGAGGAUGUGGAUGAGGCAGAGGUUGAAAAUGCAGGCGUGGAGGCCGAGCCUGAGGUUGUGGCAGACGACCAGGAAGAGGUCGACAGCGAUGGGUUCGAGGAGGAUGAUUUUGGUGAUUUCGACGAUUACGAGGAAUUCGACGAGCCGGAAGCGUCUCCGGCGGCUCCUGAAGCUAGCGAGCCUGAGGUUUCAUCGAUUCCGCUACCGCUUUCUUCAUAUAAAGAUGUCGCGAACCCAGGCGACCGUCUAAAAGAGUUCUUCAAAGUCCAACAAAAGUUCGUGUACGGAACCAAAGACCACCUUACCCCCACGAGCCAAAUGCUGUGGGAGCAGUUGAUGGCCAAUCCUCAAGCCAUGCUGAUUGAAUGGUCCAAGUCUGCCGUGCAUCGCCGGCUGGCUGUAGCUUUAGGUGCGCCUCUUGACUUGGAUCAAUCACUGCCCAAAGCUGAGACACGUCAAAUGGUGCUGCCAGACAAAAACAAAACGUCGGGGCUGCCCGACAGCUCACGGUUACCCCAUUGGCGUCUUCUGACGCUGGUGAGCGAGCAGGCCGUGCAGGGCAUGAGCGAUGAAGAGCUUAAUGAACACAUCAACACGCUCAAGGCGACGGUCGAGGCAGCCGAGCUGCUUCAGCAGGAGUUUGAGAGCGUGGAAAUGGGACUAAACGGAGAAAAAGAGGUGCUGGAAGGAAUGGUCGAGAGUUUACUGGUCUAUGCGCAAAAGAGCCAACGCACCAAGCUGCAAAAGCGCCACUAA